This is a messenger RNA of Vombatus ursinus (common wombat), 363 nucleotides long. It is a transcript of the gene GNG14, whose product is annotated as G protein subunit gamma 14. The record is from RefSeq and is a predicted model, not a curated record. Gene Ontology annotation, molecular function: G-protein beta-subunit binding. Gene Ontology annotation, cellular component: heterotrimeric G-protein complex. Gene Ontology annotation, biological process: G protein-coupled receptor signaling pathway. NCBI's taxonomy places the organism in Eukaryota, Metazoa, Chordata, Mammalia, Diprotodontia, Vombatidae.
UUGCAUCUGGGCAGCCCCAACUCCCUCUCAACAACACGGCAGACGUCCAGCAGGAUGUCAAGUGGCAGUGACAUAGGCCAAGCACGCCGGGCAGUGGAGCAGCUGCGGAUGGAGGCCGGCAUCGACCGUGUCCAGGUGAGGGCUUCGACUGGGAGACGAUGGGCUGGGAGUGGGGAUGGGCCUGGGUCCCUGGUGACUAGCUAGGCCCUGAUCUGGCCUUAGGUAUCCAAGGCAGCAGGGGAGCUCUUGCAGUACUGUGUGGAACAUGCCAAGAGUGACCCAUUCCUCAUGGGCAUCCCAGCUGCUGUCAACCCCUUCAAGGAGAAGAAGCCAUGCACCAUCCUGUGACCCCCUCUCAAGGAA